Molecule: messenger RNA, 576 nt
Organism: Kazachstania africana CBS 2517
Lineage: Eukaryota; Fungi; Ascomycota; Saccharomycetes; Saccharomycetales; Saccharomycetaceae
Gene: EMC10
Product: Emc10p
Exons: 1
Coding region: 1-576 (191 amino acids)
Source: RefSeq, a predicted model, not a curated record
AUGUUACUACAACUGUUUUUGCUGUCGCUGCCGGCUGCUCUGUGUACCCAGUUUUCAUUGUAUGCCACGACUCUUGAGAGGAGCGAUGAAGUUUCCCUGGGAGAGUUUAAUAUGGAUGUUGAAUCGAGAGAUAUUUCUGCUUUUGAACCACACAAUGGUAUGGACAGUCUAACACAAGGAAAGUAUUGCGUGGGUAUUAAGUCUACAGACCACGUAUGGGAUUCUGACUGCUUUUCCUUCAUGGAAUUGCAAGUCCCAUUUAGCUACGAUUUGGUUAUUCAGUUGGAUGAAAACACUAUACAAAAGGUUUCAUUGGCUUACAAUGAAACUACUGAAGGCAUUAUGCCCAAACUUAAGGAAACUACCGAUGGUCCCAUCGCUCCUGCUAGUAAGUUGAAGAAAAUUACGAAGACUUAUGCUGAUAAGAAGGAAGACAAAAAAUUGGGAAGUGAAGAAACCGAUGAAGAAGAGAAACCAUGGUAUGUUAAGAAUUGGAAGUCUAUCGUCAUUGGGAUAAUAAUAUAUAACCUAGUCGUUGCAUCUGCUAAGAAAUCUCAAGAUGAGAAACAAGAAUGA